AUGCUCUCUGGUCCAAGACUAGUACUCCCUCUUAUCUGGGGGACACUGGACACGGCACCCGCUCUUGGUCAGGCAUGCCUGUGCACAGUCCUUCAGCCUGCUGGUCUGCUAGUCAACUGCACCUCUAAUUACCUCUUGGAGGUGCCUCCUCUGCCAUCAGACACCACAGAGCUCCUCGUACAGGGCAAUGGCAUCACCACAAUCCCUUCAGGCCUAUUUGAUAAACUGGUGGGCCUUCAAAGUGUCUCCCUCACUGGUAAUCCUUUCCACUGUGAUUGCAACAUUGAAUACCUGAGGAACUGGCUGUUAAGGAACAAAGCUGCAGUCUCACAGGAGCCCACAUGCUUUGGUCCCAGCUCUGUGACUCAGAAAGCUAUCACAGAACUCACUGAUGAUUACUUUAUCCAGUGCGGCCCAAGAGGCUUCGGUAGUAGUACCUCUGCUGUUGUGAUGAUACUGAUGCUCUGCUGCAUUAUUGUUCUGCUUCUUUGGAGCCUGAGACUUGCCAAAAACUGCACAUUUACUCUUAAAAUAGAGGAAAAACACAUGGGACUUAAGGCUGACUAUUUACAUCCUUUAAGAGUGAGGCAUAGAACAAGACUUUCUGCUCUCAAUGACCCUUUUUAUGUGCUCACUGAGGAAUUGAAUAUACAUCCUGUCAACAAGGAGUUUCUACCACAAGUGCUGGAUAUGAUGCACAAGAAACACAAUAUUAAGAUCAAAGCUACCUGA
Molecule: messenger RNA, 732 nt
Organism: Nerophis lumbriciformis (worm pipefish)
Lineage: Eukaryota; Metazoa; Chordata; Actinopteri; Syngnathiformes; Syngnathidae
Source: RefSeq, a predicted model, not a curated record